GUAUCACCGCAUACUAAUCAUACCAUUUUAUGACUGAUUUCGUGACGGUGCCUUCUUGAAAAAUAUUGAAGUUUUCGCGAAAAAUAUUACAAAAGUGAAGUUAUUCGGGAAGAGAAAAUUGGAAAAUUUAGCAGUGUGACGUUUCCCUUUGUGUGUGAAAUUAUAAUUUGAAAUCUUGCUACUCUCUUGGACAUUUUUACUCGUUCUUUCAUCAUUAAAUUUACCCAGAAUCAUCGAUUUGAUAGUUUGAAAGAAAAUUGAUAUCUAAAAUUAGAUUUUUAUUGCAAGGAGAAGAAGAAAAGAGUUUCGAGAGUUUCGGAAAAAGUUUUUUUGUUUCGUUCGUCUGGUGAACAUGCAACAGCCACGUUAUAGUCCGGCGCCUCAAAACGCUUUACGACCUCAAACACGACCGCCAGUUCCAAACUUAAAGAACGGAAUUACUGAAUAG
Molecule: messenger RNA, 448 nt
Organism: Clunio marinus
Lineage: Eukaryota; Metazoa; Arthropoda; Insecta; Diptera; Chironomidae
Source: the annotation of a GenBank genome assembly